UACAAGGAACAACGCGUAUACGAGAAACCCCUACAUCCCACCAAAGCUCUCAAACCUAUCGAUGAUGAGAAUGCGGUCGAGGCAAUACACGAGCUUUUGUUUCAGAGGAUUCGUGACGGUUACUUCACAGACAUCAAGUGGGUCAAGGGACACUCCAAUGUGGAAGGCAAUGAGAAAUGUGACUUGCUCGCGAAACGGGCCGCAAAGUGAUAUUAACAGGCUCGAUCCAUACAGUAGGGAGCUUAUAUUCUUUGAGGACUUUAGUAAAAAGAUUAGGGCUGAGGAUGCGAAGCGACAGAGGAUGGGGGAGUUGGAGGAAGGAGAGAUAGAUGAGAGCCUCGACGACAGUUCUGACGUCAGCCUUGAGGAGCUUCCUUCCACGAGCCACGAUGAACAUCUUCAAGGGAACCAUGACGAGCUCCCUAACAACAGCGGUGACGGCGAGCGCCCUGACGACGAACGCUCCGACAACGAACGCCCCGACAAUGAACGCCCCGACGGUGAGAGUCCCGAAGAUAAACACCCCGAAGAUAAACACCCUAAAGAUAAACACCCUAAAGAUAAACACCCUAAAGAUAAACACCCUAAAGAUAAACACCCUAAAGAUAAACACCCUAAAGAUAAACGCUCUGACAAUGAACGCUCCGACAAUGAACGCUCCAACGAUGAACGCUCCAACGAUGAACGCUCCAACGAUGAACCUGACGAUCAACCCGCCAAUAGCGAUUCCGGCGCUGAAUCGCAGCCGCACUCCCCGCGCUUGUCACGCAAGAAUGUCGAGUUUUCAAAUACCCAUGACAGCUCCUUCUACAACAUAGACGCUGCUCCCAAUGAAUUCCGCAGGAAUGCUCCACGCAAACUAGAUCCGGCUGAUUAUUGGGAUCACAAGCAUGAUUGCUGGUUUGCCUGCGCGGCUGGAUAA
This is a messenger RNA of Periconia digitata, 922 nucleotides long. The record is from the annotation of a GenBank genome assembly. Lineage: Eukaryota; Fungi; Ascomycota; Dothideomycetes; Pleosporales; Periconiaceae.